AUGGGCACAACAGGAGAAGCGACAGUAGCCACACGGCAUAAGAAACACGACGCAACAUCCGUUCUGUCCACGGACUCUCUCUUCGCUUUAAGGAUAAACAAAGAAGAAGGCUUAAUAAACAAUAACGCAAAUGACAGCAACGUCACCAUAUCCACAGUGGUUUUUAACAUGGCAGAUGACAGGAUGUACAUCAGUGAAGAGCAUUUUGAUAAUGUGAGGACGUUACAGAAUAUUCUGCUAGAUUGCUUCAAGUCUACAGAAAAAAAAGUCUUCCUGGAGGAAAUAGGCAUAUAUAAUGUGAAAUCGCUGUUUUAUGAAAAUUUUAAAAAUGAAGUGUAUGAACACAUCAGGUUAUUUUUUAAAUUCAUAAAAGAAAAUUUUUCAUACUUCACAAAACGGUUACAUGAACAAAAACAAAGAAAUAAUUUAAGUGAAGACCAAUAUCUGUCUAAUGAAAAACUACAAGAUCUAUUAGAAGAUGUAAUCAGCUAUGACAUUGAAAAAAAUGCACCUUAUUUUGAAAAGCUAGUUCAUUUUUCAACUCUACGAAAAUGCUUUCCAAUUGAUUUGUCUGCUAACCUAGACAGCUCAUUAAAACGCAUUAUCCUUAUCACAGAAAUUGAUUCAAAAAAAAAACAUGUCCACUUCAAAAUUACUAGUAACCUCUCCGCGGUAGAGCAGCAAAGAAUAAAUAAUACAAAAGGGAUUGGUCCAACAACAAAGGAUAAAUUGCCUCCCCUAAGAACUAUUAUAAACCCAACAAAGACAAGCAACCUACCUAUGAAAAUGAAUAAAAACACCAACGUGCCACUUAGCCACUACAGAAAUUUAUGCACUAAAAAUAAUUUUCAAGUAGCUUCAAGGAAUUGGGUACAGUUCUUCCACAACCAUAAUGAAACCUUAUGUCAUGUGGAAACUUGUGGAUCGGGCGACUGCCUCUUCUUAUCCUUACAAUACCUGUUAGACAAAAAUGGAGUUCGAACUACUAACGUCCACCCUAAUCCAGCUGUCCCGGAAAGCUUCUUCCUUCCUUGGUAUAUACAUAAUGUAAAACAAACAGAUGAUACAAAGUUUAAUGUUAAUGAUUUGAGGUACCUCAGUACUUUUUAUUUUAUUAAAUUCUUCCCUGGUUAUACACAGGACUACGAAAUAGAUGAACAAUUCAUAAAUGAAAAAUUCGAUCUCCUUAUCAACCUCGAAUUUACUAAUUAUUAUAUGAAGAAGGAUUAUUUGGGUAGAGUAAUGAAGGGGAGUACGGAUGAUUCGAAGAACAAGUCUGUCCUCACGCUCAUCUCCAAUUACAUGAACAAGUACCUCUCCUUCGGUGGACGACCUCUCAUCGCCAACACCCAGGAGGCAGCUGCCAGGUGUAUGUCAAACACGUGCGGGGAUGGACAGAAACAGGAUGGUGCGGGGUCUAGCGGCACUAAGCGUAAUGGAAGUGAAAGCGGGUUGGGCAAGGACCACACGGGAGGCAACCUCAACAGUGAUGGAAGCGACAGCGAUUCGGGCACCACUAGCACGAGCAGUGGUGAUAUGAGUAGUGGUGAACCGGGCAGUGGCAACGCCAACAGUGGCAACGCGAACGGUGGUAAUGUGAAUGGUGGCAACGCGAAUGGUGGGCCUAGACAAGGAAACAACGACAACGUGAACCAUUUUAAAAGCCUCGUACAGGAAAGUGCGCCUCCCGCAGACCACCCCAAUGGCAGCGAGCGCGCCGAAGAAUUUACGCCCGAGGACGCGAUAGAAUUCACUAGCAGCGAUGAAAGCGUGGCCAUCAGUGACUCCGACUCGGCGAGCGAUUUGUUUGAAGAGGAAGAUAAUGUGGUGCAAAAGCAGCACGUGGAAGAUAAAGGACAGGGAAGCAAAGACACAAAGGGUACGUACUCCACAGUGACCUACAAACCCAAACACCUCCAAGAUAGCAACACCAAGUUGAAGCACCAGUCCAUCACCAUCCCGCUCAACAGCAACAGCAGCAGCAGUGGUCAAAGCCCGAGUGUAAAAAUUCCCACAGUGUUGAGGAAGCCAUCCCUUAACCCUUCAUCCGGAAACACUGAAAGGUCCACCCCGAAGGUUGUACAUGUAACUAGUGUGAAAAGUACAGCUAAGACAAAAAAUGUGGAGGUAAAAAAUGCAGAACCCACCACUGCACUUCCAACAGAUGACUACGAACAUGUAGUCGUGGCACACAAACCAGAACCCACAAAACACAGACCCCAAGAUAUGAUGAGACUAAGAAAAAGCUUAAACACACAAGGGCUUCUAUACACCAAAUCUAGUAGUAGUACCCUUAAAAAUCCUGCCAUGCGAUUGGCACAAAUUGAAAGCGAAAAAAAAUAUCGCAUGUGUAACAAAGCCAUGAUGGAAUCAAAAGGAUCCACACAUUCUACACAAAACAGCCAAGCAGAUGCGGAGGAAAGCGAAAAUGAAAAAGACGAAGAGGAAGAAUCUGAUUCAAACAAGAUAAACGACACAGAUGCAGUUAAUGACAUGAACGAUUAUAACGAUAUACUAGAAGAUGUACAUGAAGGAGGUUACAGAAUAUAUGAAUUAAUUUUCUUCAAAUUAGUAUCCCUAUCAGCUAACAAAAUGACAUAUGAUGAACUGAAAAGUGUUAAAAAAAAAAAUAUUCAUAAAUUAAUCGGUGCAAAUCUUAAGUCCAAGGUAAUUGGCUCACAUGUAUUCAUGAAACAAAUCACACAAGGUACCAUACUUCCAUUUUUCAAUUAUAUUAAUAUGAAGAAUAAAUUGAAUAAUGUAAAUAAAAAAUUGAAUUAUGCAAAUACUGAUGUGUAUGUGGUUGUUAUGAAAACCACAUUCAAUGAAAAAAUUAAAAGACCACAGGAUGGCUUACUCACAAAAAGUUUACUCUUCAAGCAUAGUGGCGAUUGCAUAUCCUACUGGUCUAUUAAAAAUAAUAAUUACCAUUUCACUUGUGAUAAUAAAGUGAUUGAGACUAAGACCAUUCAGGAAAAGGCUACUGCCUUUUUCUACGAGAGGACAAGGACAGGACAUAUCCACUGGGGAGAUGAGACAGACUAUGAAGGCUUCCAAAAAAUGUUUAACAUUGGUUUAAUUACAUUUAUUAAUAAUAACACAAAGUUUUUUUUCCCUAGGAAUACCUUUCAGGAUUAUCCUGUGUACUUUUUGAUUUACUUUUACUCCGGUAUUCACUUCGAGCCCAGCAUACACAUCACCGUGCACAAUGACCAGGAGGUCUGCCGCUCCUCCUACGACAGCAAUAAUAUUCCGCCCUCCUUCCACUUGGUACCCAAGCAAUAG
This is a messenger RNA of Plasmodium fragile, 3285 nucleotides long. RefSeq lists its product as uncharacterized. Lineage: Eukaryota; Apicomplexa; Aconoidasida; Haemosporida; Plasmodiidae. The record is from RefSeq and is a predicted model, not a curated record. The transcript has 2 exons. The coding region runs from base 1 to 3285 and encodes 1094 amino acids.